[Candida] anglica is the source of this 3234-nucleotide messenger RNA. The record is from the annotation of a GenBank genome assembly. Lineage: Eukaryota; Fungi; Ascomycota; Pichiomycetes; Serinales; Debaryomycetaceae.
GAUAAUACAAUAAAGAUAAUAUUAUUUCGAUAAGGAACUACUACUUUAUUAACCAUGAGUAGCGCAGACGAAAUUAGGGCAAAGAGAUUGGCCAAAUUAAACUCUGUAGCUGUUCCAAAUAAUCCAGAUCGAGCCAAUUCAAGGGAAAAUGUCCUGUCAACAUCAUCCAAGAAGCCAGUUGAAGUCCCUGCUCCAUCACCUGCCAAAGCAGGAAUAACUAAAAGUGUGAAUGUCACCUCGGAAUCUUCAUCAUCAAAUUCACCUCUUCCUUCCAAAAAGCUUUCCGCUACUUCAACUCCCUCCAUCAAAACGCCACUGUUAUCACCCGAAGAAGAAAUAUCGAAAUGGCUCAAACAAGAACUCGAGUCAUUGUUCCAAGCAACCCUUGAACAGUCCAAUUCAUCCUCGCUUGUCUACUUGGAAUCACUUGCAUCCGAUCUUGGUCUGUCACCACUCUCUGGGUCUCAUUUAGAAUCAUUAUUUAUGGAAAUCUUAACUGAAUUAGGAGUACCAGCUGCUAAAACUCCCUUUGAAUAUCUUUUCUCUGUUUAUCAGAAAUGUUUCCAAUUGAAAAGAUUCAUAUCGAAAAAAGAUGCACUCUAUGAAUCAAAGAUUUCUAUCCUUAAUGAAAUCAUUCAACUUUCUUGUUCUUAUGGUAUCAUAUCCUUCCAAGUGGAUGAUAUGUUCAUCAAUAAUGAUAUCAGAUCUAGUGUUGGCUUCAUUGUGCAUAAUCUUGACUGUUCUGGCUUUUUAAUCGAUAUUGUUAACAAGAGUGUAGAACAAGAAACUCUACUUGAAACAUUGGAUGUCAUUGUUCCUACCUUGAGUGGAAUGCUUUAUAAGAUUGAUCUUGACAAUAGAAUGUACUCCAAUUACUUGACCGUGUUUGAAACCCUUGUUUCGAUCAAACCAGUGGCAGCACAGUUUUCUCAGAUACAAGGCUUUCAACCACCUUCAAAAGACGAGGCCUUGGAUUAUGAGAAUAAAACUAUUUUGGGGUCCUUCUUAAGACUUUCUCCACUUUCAGAAGCAGUUGGUUCAUACUACUUUACCGAAAAUCUUAACAGUUUAUCCCCAAUUCAAAUUAAUUCAACAUAUGAAUCGAUUCAAAAUGAAAACAAGGUUUUAGUUGAUCGUCUCUUCUUCAUUGUGGAUAAACUUAUCCGUGGUUCCGGUCAAACUAAACAAGAUAUGACUCGUUGGUUUGCAAACUUGGUCAACCUUAACCAUUUACGUAGAGGAAGUCAUGCAGAAUUAAAGAAAUUAUGUUCUGAUGGAUUCAUGUUCAAUAUUUCUCUAGUUCUUAUUAAAUUGAGUUUACCAUUCUUGGAUUAUCCAAACUAUACCAAGAUUGAUAAAAUUGAUAUGAACUACUUUGCCAAUUGCGAUCUUGUUGAUAUAAGUGAAGAAUCCAGAGUUAACUCUUCCAUUCAAGAGGCAAAUGAACAACAAAGUUCAGAUUCUGAUUCUACAAACUUUAUAUCUGACUGCUUCUAUUUGACUUUGGCCUACUUACAUUAUGGUAUUGGGGGAAUUUACCUUCAUUAUGAUAGACUUAAGCAACAAAUCAAACAAACAGAAUCAAGAGUUGAGAUGGUUGAAAACAAUCAGAUUCCUCCUGGAGCAAAUCCAAUGAUGAUGCAUCUUUUCCGUAAUCAGUUACCUCAACUUAAAAAGUCGGUCAAUUCAUUGAAAUGUACCCGCCAUGCUAUUCAGGCAAUUUUCAACCAUCGUUCAUUACAAUUGGAUAUAUUUGAAUUUGUAGUUGGUGCCACUACUUAUUUCACAAGACUCAUCGACCCUAAACAUACUUACCCGAAGACCAAGUUACAAAUUCCAUUGUUCAGUAUCGAUCGGGUUUCUCAACUUGAUGAUCAAGAAUUCUUACAAACUAAGACUCCUACUCCUUGGAAAUUCUUCCCAGAAUUUAUCUUGGAGGGAAUCAUCAAUUAUUGCACAUUUGUCUCUAAAUUCAGGGGUUCUCCUCUUGUACAAAAUCCAUCUAAACUUCUGUUAUACGUUGAAUUUUCAAUUAUUUUGUUGCGUUGUCCCGAGUUAAUUGGUAAUCCACAUAUGAAGGCCCAUUUGGUUGAAGUUUUGUUCAUUGGCUCCUUGCCAAUGUCUGAUGGUAGCUCUGGUUUCAUGGCACCAAUUUAUGAUACAAAUAAAUUGGUCAGAGAUAACCUUUUGUACUCGUUAUUAGACUUUUAUGUCAUGGUGGAAAAAACUGGUGCAUCAUCCCAAUUCUAUGACAAAUUUAAUAGUAGAUAUUAUGUUUCAGUUAUCUUGGAAGAAUUAUGGAAGAAUGAAUUAUACAGACAUCAAUUGUCAAGUUAUUCCAAGAAUAAUGUUGAUUUCUUUAUUAGAUUUAUUGCAAGAAUGUUGAAUGAUACCACUUUCUUAUUGGAUGAAACUUUUAAUGAGUUGAAUCUGAUUCAUAACUUUCAACAAGAAUUGAAAAGAAGAACUAUUGGUGGUGGAGAACCAAAUACUGAAUUGGGAACGGAUGAAGAAUUGGCUGAGAAUUUAAGUUCAGCUGAACGGAAAGCCAAGUCUUAUAUGGGCUUGUCGAAUAAAACUAUGGAGCUCUUUAAGUUGUUUACUAAGGAAGUCCCAUCUGGGUUCGUCUUACCGGAAAUUGUAGAUAGACUUUCUAGUAUGUUGAACUAUAAUUUGGCUGCAAUGGUUGGUCCAAAAUGUUCACAACUUAAAGUCGAAGAUCCUAAAAAGUAUGAUUUUGAACCUAUACGUACUUUGACCGAUCUAUGUUACAUUUACUCCAACUUAUCUUCUGAAGAUAAAUUCAUAACAGCCGUCGCUAGAGAUGGUAGAUCUUUCAAAUACGAACUAUUUGUCAAGGCUGAAAAUAUUUUAACUACGAGAACAUAUACCACUCCAGCACUUUUAAAUACAUUGAGAGGAUUUGCGCAAAAGGCUGAAUCAAAGAGACAAGAAGAUGAAGAUGAAGAGUUGGAACUUGGUGAAAUUCCUGACGAAUUCUUAGAUCCUCUUAUGUUUACAUUAAUGGAAGAUCCAGUCAUAUUACCAGGAUCUAAAAUCAGUAUUGAUAGAUCUACAAUCAAGGCACAUUUAUUGAGUGAUUCUACUGAUCCGUUCAAUCGUUUGCCAUUAAGAUUAGAUGAUGUUAUCGAUGAUACUGAUUUAAAAAAUAAAAUAGAAGCUUUCAAGAAACAGAAAAAGUUGGAGAAUACAGAUGUUGAAAUGGCUCUUUAA